Molecule: messenger RNA, 4161 nt
Organism: Oncorhynchus kisutch (coho salmon)
Lineage: Eukaryota; Metazoa; Chordata; Actinopteri; Salmoniformes; Salmonidae
Product: zinc finger protein ZIC 3
Exons: 3
Coding region: 402-1709 (435 amino acids)
Biological process (GO): regulation of transcription by RNA polymerase II
Cellular component (GO): nucleus
Molecular function (GO): RNA polymerase II cis-regulatory region sequence-specific DNA binding; DNA-binding transcription factor activity, RNA polymerase II-specific
Source: RefSeq, a predicted model, not a curated record
UUAUGGGACAUGCAGGCUACCAGUUUGCAAUGAGGAAAUAGCUUGUCAAUGAAUUCACUGUGCGAAAAAUCACGUGCCAAGAGGUUAUCUUCGAUGUCAUUGGUUACUGUAUGGGUGCUGCUGUUGUCGUAUUUUGGUGGAGUGAUUGACUUGAUUCGACUAAAUACAUUUAGGCUACUAUAGCCUACGUAAUGGAACGUGUUAGGAGUUUGACCCCCUCUCACUUUGUACCCUCUGAAAAGCUUGGUUUCAAUGAAUGUUGUGGGUUAGCCAACAUUUAACAGAUUGGAAGCAUACAUACGAUUUUCGCGCAGUAUGGCCAUGUUGAAGACCAUUUGGCUGUUAUGAAGCUGUAAAAGGUUUCCGUAUUGUUUUAUUUAUUUUCCAUCUUCUGCGCUUCAAUGACCAAGCUAGUUGACGAUGGUGCGCAAUUCUCCGCGCUUGUUGUCGGGGGAAUACCAAGACAACAUGAACCCGGGGACAACGACGUUUGGUUAGGGAUCAGCCCGUAUGGAGAGACCUCUCACUUCGCAGCCUUCAAUUUCAUUGCCCCCGCACAGAAGUCCCAGUUUAUUCCCCAAGUCUCCGGAUACGCAGCUGCGCUAGGAAGCCACUGCGGAGGGCACAUCGGUUCACAUGGAUACAGAGCUAUCGAUUCCAGGAAUAUUACGUUUACCUAUCGCACUCCAGACAUUGUCGAUUCCGCAGCAAGAGAUACUCGACACGGAUUUUUAAGCCGCACCGCAACAGGAAGUGUGCGAAUUCCCCCAAGGUUCUCUGAAAACCGAGCGCACACUCUCUUUUCAUCUAUAGGUGAACAGAGCGCAUUCCCAAAUGGAUACAUGGCAAAUAGCAGGGCGCAUUUGGGUACACGGGGAGACAUAUUCGUGGGAGCAGAUCCGCAUCAACCUGUCUCGAGCCCGCACCCGCAUUUCAGUGAUACCCGGCUCCACUUUGAUCACAACGUGGACAUGGGCAUGAGAGUGACAACACAGACUGGUCACGGUGCUUUCUACAUGCGACAGCACUCUAAGCAGGAUGUCACUUGUAAAUGGAUAGAUGCGAAUCAGACGAAUCAACUCCAAAAAACGUGCGGCAAGAUGUUUUGCUGUAUGUCCGAGCUGGUUACGCACGUCUCCGUGGAUCACGUCGGCGGUCCAGACCAGAGUCUGCAUACUUGCUUUUGGGAGGAUUGUCCGAGAGAAGGCAAAUCUUUUAAAGCGAAGUAUAAAUUAGUCAACCAUAUUCGUGUACACACUGGAGAAAAGCCAUUCAAUUGUCCCUUUCAUGGCUGUGGGAAAAUGUUUGCCAGGUCGGAAAAUUUGAAAAUACAUAAAAGGAUUCAUACGGGUGAGAAGCCCUUCAAAUGCGAAUUCGAAGGUUGCGACAGGCGGUUCGCAAAUAGCAGCGACAGAAAAAAACACAUGCACGUUCAUACCUCAGACAAGCCAUACAUCUGCAAGCUGUGCGACAAGGCCUACACUCAUCCCAGCUCUCUGAGGAAACACUCGAAGGUUCACAAAUCUCAAACCUCCGAGAACUCCCCAACGGGAACGUCUGGAUAUGAGUCGUCCACGCCACCAGCUCCGUGUAGACCUACAUGCUCAAACAUCAAAGACUCGACAAAAACAUCCAUGCUGCUGGUCAAGCGUCAUAAGUCAAUAUUUAAAGAGGAUCUCUCAACCGAUUUGGUUGAAUGGUGCGUUUGAAAGGGUUAACUGUCCAAGUGUAAACACCUAAACGUCAAUAGAAUUAGGAACACGGGCCUAUCGGCCUAUGUUUGACAAGUUUUCAACAAAGUUAUAGAAAAAACAGGGUAUAGGCCUAUGCAUUGCCUUAGUGUUACGCUUUAAAGGCGCCAUCAUAAAAUGCUGUAAUUUUGGAGUAAUUUCUAUUAUGUGUCCUCCCUCCCAAAUGUUUGGAAAAGUCUUAUCCUUGGAAUAGACUACACAUUGACUGUAUAACAGAUGAAAAUGUGAGCCACGCAAAGCCUUUAAAUUAAUAGGCAGGCCUCUCUGUAUAAGCCUAUAGGCUACUGAUAAAUAGACAAAUAAAUGAAUACAUGAUGGAAGACAAAAAUAUACGAAAUGAAUAAGCAAAAGUCAAAUAGGCCUAUAGAAACCAAAUGUAUAAAAAGAAAGAAGGAAAGCAGAUGACCGAUUAAAUAUAUUAAUAAAUAGAGUUGAAGAACAGUAUAGGCCUAUUUGCAUUUUUGAUAGGCUAGCGCUAUUUGAGCUAUUUUGUCAGAAUCCGUUUUCAGACAGAAAACGAUAGGUCUACUGUGGUCGACAUUCCAUGUCGCCUUUAGAAAAGAACAGCAUACAAAUGAAUGGCUUUAUUUCUCUAUCUUAAAAUAUACCGUUUAUAAUAUCAUUUAUUUCAUUGUAUUUUUGUUGGAACGUAUUAUAAUGUCUGUGUAUACAUUUAUGGAUAUAAAUAAAUCAAAUACAAAUUAUAUUUCUAAGAGGCAUGCAACUUGAGUCAACUUUAAUAAGAAAUAUGUUUAUGAGCAUUUUAUACGAUGUUGAGUCUAAUAACUUAGGUAAGAUAAGAUCCAUUUGUAUAGAUGUUUAUUUUUUUUAGAUUCUGGAGUUGUAACCUACCUUUUGCUAAAUGAUUCCCACAUCCAGUGCUUGAGGACAAUGCUAAAGUUGACAACCCAUUACUGCCCACAAGACACAAGUAUUCAGUUGGACGUCAAGGGAAAGGUUUUAAACAAGCAAUUUAAAUACAUCUGGUACAGGACUAGUAUGUUGUUCAGUUCGUCAAAACUAGCAUCAGAUUUAGACUCAAGUAGGCAUCUGUUGUUUUCCCCGCUAAAUGUAAACUACCAUAGAACAAGGCAAAAGUUUCAUAAAUAUCAGGAAGAAUAUAAUAAUACAUUACAUAAAUCUGACCUUUAAAAACAAAGCAAAAAUGGUGGCCUUUAUUUUAUGGCUCGUUGAUUUGUUGGAAAGGGUUCCAUCGGUGCAGUGUAUCCCAAAUGGCCAAUAAAUUGGUACUACUUUAAUUUAGCCUUCCCUGUUUAUUUAUCACGAUGCUGUACAUUGUGUAGAUCCGUACACUAAUCUGCUCUCAGUAUAGCCUAUGAGAUAUCGUCUGCUUAGAAAAUUAAGAAAUUGUGUAGAAAUACCCAGAUAUCCUUUAUCAGUUUAUUAUAAUUAAUGCAAUUUUGACGAUGAACACGGGAGCAGAUAGAACCCAUAUUUAAAUCAAUGCACUGCACCUUUCAUGUAUUAUCUAUUCCAAGUGUUUAUUUUAUUGUUGGCCUUGAACGGGCACACAACAGUUACUCACCUCCUCAACCUAACCUUCGGCUCUAUUCGUCUAGAUCUGCUGGCUUAGCUCGUACUACGUUCUAAGAGGAUCAACCCAUAUAAGCAUUUUCCAACGGCCCUUUGUCACGCAAGUGUCUGUAUCAUCGUUGAGGGGGUCUAGUCGUGUUGAUUUCUAAAGAAUAGCCUGGCUGUGCCAAUGUCAACAGACUUCCUGUCUGUUCUGCGUUUUGGGGGACAACCUCAAGUAUAAAAUGUGUACUCAGUAACAUCACUGCAAUUUCCAAUUUCACAAGCGAUUGAGUAAUAAAUAGAGUAGUCAUGCUUGCCACAUUUGAUUUCAUUUUUAUUUUUUUUUCCAAAAUUCCCCCAUAUCUUCAUCUUCCCUGUUCUCUUGCUUCCUCUUCACCAUAAUCAUCCUCAUUGACCUCCACGACACUGUUCUGAGGAGACUCCUGUCAUAGGAGAGGAGCAGUCAGCCAUGUGGUGGUGGUGAAGGUUGUGGUGACAGACUCGAGCCUGCAGUAAUUGCGCCCCUGCUGAGGUGCUGGCCUGUCUUGGAUCAGGGCCCAGCAGGAGGGGGGCCCCUGACCCUGCAACCAUGGAAACAGCCAGGAGGUGAAGAGGAGGUGAGGGGCCUAACCAGUCACAGACUAAGACCUACUGGCUCAUCUCUCAUACUCACUCAACUGAACAAAAAUUAAUCUUACACCUCUUUGGAAAAUUUGGGAGAGGAGAAACUGAUGAAUAAAUAUGAAAUUCCAUCUCCAGUUGAGGCGGACGAGGAGGGAAGUUAGAGACCUAGCAUUCACAAAACCGUUUAUAGUCAACUAUUAGUUGGUUAUCUGAAGAUCGAUGAGAAAGAGAAAAAUAAACUAUUUGUAAA